AAUUAUCCGCACUUAAACAAAAGAUAAAUAUUUGCGUAAUUCGUGUACUACCUUUUGACUGUGUUGGGCUUAACUCUUUACUUUUUUGGUUGGAUGAAAGCCUCCUUUAUAGUAGAAACUGUAAUAACAAUAUUACUCAGUAAUCAUUGGAAAAAAAAAUCCCAUUUUAUUUAAAAAAUUCGGUCAAGUUGAAGCACCUCAACUUUAGAAAGUUAGUUCACAAAGCGAUUGGUCGACAUAAACAACCUCCGUUUAAUACGACCAACAUGGAUUUCCUUAAGAUUACAAAGGUCGAAAAUGUACAACUUGAAAAAUCGGGAGAAGUGGUUGUGGGUACACUUCAUUUGACAACACACCAAAUGAUUUUCAAAUAUUCAGACAAUAAAGAAGAAUUAUGGAUUUCAUAUCCAAUUAUUCAUACUGUUGAACGUCGUCCGCCAACUUCAGAACCAAGAUACUGGCCUCUACUCAUAAAAUGUCGCAAUUUUAUCUUUGUUACGAUAUCGGUACCAGUAGAAAAAGAAGCGAUCGAUGUUUUUGAUACCAUACAAAAGUUAACUUGUAUCAGCUCUAUUAGUCAGCUUUAUGCGUUUUAUUAUAAGCCAGAGAAGGAAUUCAGAUGCAAAGAUGGAUGGGAAGUCUAUGAUACACGCAAAGAAUUUACUCGAAUGGGUGUUUUUUCCAAAUCAAGUGCAUGGAGAUUUUCGUCUAUAAACGAAAACUAUAUGAUAUGUCCUACUUAUCCGUACAUGUUGAUUGUCCCUUACAAAAUUAGUGAUAAUGUUCUGAAUCAUGCUGCUAAAUUUCGAAGUAAAUCUCGCAUACCAACAUUAAGUUAUUUUCAUCACCAUAAUAAGGCUACAAUAACGCGAUCUAGUCAGCCGAUGGUCGGAAUUCAAAAAAAACGUUCAAUACAAGAUGAGAAACUUAUUCAAGCUAUCUUUGAAUCUAAUUUAACCGUUUUACCUAACGGAAGGCCUGUUUAUGGAUCGACUCCUCAUAAUUUGAUUAUUGAUGCACGGCCAACAGCGAAUGCAAUGGCCAAUACAGCAAUGGGAGCUGGAUCAGAAAAUACGGAAUACUAUAAGAAUUGUGAAAGGAAGUUCAUGGGUAUUGAUAAUAUCCAUGUAAUGAGAGAAAGUUUGGCUAAAAUGGUAGAUACCUUGCAGAUAGCAGAUUCACAAGGAUUGCCUAUUAAGAAGUAUCAAUUAGAUAAAUCUAAUUGGCUUAAACAUAUUAGUACCUUAUUAGUUUCAGCACAUGUAAUUAUUAAAACUGUUAAUGUCAAUGCUUCGCAUGUACUUAUCCAUUGUUCAGAUGGAUGGGAUCGAACAGCACAAUUAACUUCGAUUUCAGAAUUAUGUUUGGACCCAUAUUAUCGUACUUUCCGUGGAUUUCAAGUGCUAGUUGAAAAAGAAUGGGUAUCAUUUGGUCACAAAUUUAGUGAUCGAUCAGGACAUCUAUCGAAUGAAAGGUAUUUCAUUAAUAUGUCAAACACGAAUGCUGCGGGAUCGGCAUUUAAUUCGGUACAAAGUAAAUUUUACAAACAAUCACAUGUUCGUGAAAUAUCGCCAGUUUUUCAUCAAUUCCUAGAUUGUGUUUAUCAAUUAUUUCAUCAAAAUCCAACACGGUUUGAAUUCAAUGAGGAUUUUUUGGUAGGAUUACAUUACCAUUGUUACUCAUGUCAAUUUGGUACAUUUUUAUUAAAUAGUGAAAAAGAAAGAAAAGAAAAUCAUGUCACUGAAAAGACUUAUAGUGUGUGGGAUUAUUUUAAUAGCGACAGAGAAUUAUAUUUAAACCCACUAUAUUGUGGAGAGGAAGAAGAUAAAACUUCGAAAGAAGACAUGGGAGUAUUAUAUCCUGACACGAAAAAUCUUAAAUAUUGGGCAAAAUUAUUUAAAAGAGAGGAUGAAGAAUUAAAUGGAAAUAAAGAUGAAAUAACUGAAGAAAAAUCAAGAUGGAGAUCAGAUAAUUCAUCACCAAAAUCAGAGACACCAAGUAUUAUGACGGAUCCGCUUGGAGUUAUGGAAAUUGGAGGAAACACAAACAAUAAUGGUAAUGGAAUUUGGAAUAACACACCAACUAUGUCAGAGAUAUCAGUAUCUUCACCUAUUGGAAAAACCACGACUGAUCUUGAUGCAAGACUUGAUCCAUGGAGUAAUAAUGAUUAUGUCAAUAAUAAAAAGGAAAUAUCCUUUUUUGAAGAAGAUAAGGAAUCAAACGUACAAGAUAUGGUUGCCUACUUUGCUAAAACUACAAUUAAAAAUGUGUAUUCAAAUGUAUCAAAUGUAGCUACAAAUGUAGUUAACAGAAUCAAUUUAGAUUUAGACAGUAAUAGUCCAUCCAUCAAGAAUAGCAAUGAGGAUAGUGAAAUUACUACACCUAAAGAAGAAUUAGUAGAAAGUGAUUAUAAUAACAGAUCUAGUACACCAAGUACUCCGGGAACUCCGAAAUUAAGGGAAAUGGUAUCAUUUGGAAGUAAUGGAAAUAAUGAUAAUGAAAUGGCUGAAGUCAAUAAUGGUAUUGUAACAUCAAGUAAUUCCAAUGGGAGAUAUUUUCCAGUACCAUUUUUAACAUCAAGAAAAGAAAGUAAUCGUAACUCGUCAUUACCUUCUUUGGGUAUAAGAACUACACCACCUACAUCACCAUAUUUAUAUACAAAUUCAGGUAGUAGUACUCCAAUUUAUGAAAAACAAGAAAAACAAUCAAGUCCAAUUUCAUUUUUAACGAAUGGUAAUGAUGGUGGGGGUGGGUCACCAUCAUCCAAGUCAAAAAUAAAUGGAUUGAAUGUAGUAAAUGGAUUAAAUGAAUUAGAAAAAUCAUUAAUGUUAGCAACAAAUACAAGUAUAAAUCCAAGUGGAUUAGGAUUAGGACUAAAUUUUGGUAGUGAUAAUAAUAGCAGUGACAGUUCAAACUCAGCUUCAAGAACUAAUAGCUUAGGUGCAAAUGUGAGUUUAGGAGGAAGUGAUACAAAUUCUAGGAAUAAUUCACCAUUGAGUACACCAAUACAAAAUUCCCCUUCAAUUCUAAAGCCACAAGACAAAAUGAAAGAAUUACCACAUCCUUUGUAUAAUGAUCCUCUUUCUUCUCCAUGACCGAUUUCUCUUUAAUAGACUUUUCACCAAAGACUUAUUUAGCAGCAUAAUAAAAAGUUAACAAAUCUUUUUUAGUUAUGACUUAUGACUUAGAUAAUUGUGUUAGAAUAAUACAGUAUUAAAAAUAUACAUAUAUAUAAUAUAAUGUAUAUAUAUAUU
Rhizophagus irregularis DAOM 181602=DAOM 197198 is the source of this 3254-nucleotide messenger RNA. RefSeq lists its product as uncharacterized. Gene Ontology annotation, molecular function: phosphatidylinositol-3-phosphate phosphatase activity. Gene Ontology annotation, biological process: phosphatidylinositol dephosphorylation. The record is from RefSeq and is a predicted model, not a curated record. NCBI's taxonomy places the organism in Eukaryota, Fungi, Glomeromycota, Glomeromycetes, Glomerales, Glomeraceae. Gene Ontology annotation, cellular component: membrane.